GUUGUCAAAGUGCACGAAUCAGCCUCUUUUUCAAGGAAAUUAUUAUUUAUUAUUAAUUUAUAAAAACUGUGCUCAUCUUAAAUAGUUUCUCUGCGAACUUCACAGCUAGACCAUUAAAUAAAUUCUGUUCGCCUCCUCAUUCAGUUUCAUUUCACUAGAUCCAACAUUAUCAAUUGAAGUUAAUUACACGGUUAAAGCACCCAAAUAUGUCAACCGUUAACAAAUGCGCGAGUACAGUUUACUCGAAAAUUGGUGAAGAGCUGUAUUUGAAAAGUGAAUUGGCCGAUGUUCAUUUUGUUUUUAAGGUGGCCGAUGGCGUAUUUGAACGUAUCCCAGCACACAAACUGCUAUUGAAAAGCGUCAGUGAUGUAUUCCACACAAUGUUCAAUGAAACAUGGAGAGAAAAAGUCGAAGUUGAAAUUGUCGAUACAUCAGUCGUCGAAUUCAAAGAAUUUCUGCAAUUCUUCUACUUUGAACAAGUGACCGUGACCACAGAAAACAUUUCCAAAGUCAUGUAUCUUGGUGAUAAAUACAAUGUUGCCGGUUGUAUGAGCGUAUGCGAACAAUUUUUGAUCAGUUCUCUGGAUGAUGGUAAUCUUUUCCAGAAUUAUGAGCUCGGCAUUUUUUUCAAUCAACCAAAAUUGAAGAAAUAUUGCGAAAGUGUAAUCGCUGUCGAUACAAAGAAAGUGUUGGCAUCGGGAAAUUUCAUGGUGUGUGAUCGAAAGGUGCUGAGUCACAUUUUGAACAUAGACACUUUGUCAUGUACCGAAGCCGAAUUGUUUGAGGCGUGCAUGGAAUGGACCAAAACAGCAGCAAAUGUGGACAAUUUGACACGGCAAGAUGUUAAUCGACAACUUGGCAAUUUGCUUUACCAAAUUCGCUUCAAAUCGAUGACAUUGCAGCAGUUUGGAACCCUUAUUCCAUCGUAUGGUAGUUUAUUCUCAGCUGAUGAAUACAAAGAUAUUUCUCAGUCGACUGUGAUGCCAGAUUUCGAGUCAAAUAUUUUCAGCAACAACAAAAGAACUCCGUUUGAAAAUCGUCAGUGGAAUGAAGAGGAAAAGAUUGAAUGCAAUCGUUUAUUGUCAUUAGGAUUUUCAACUAAUCCAUAUUAUAUCAAAAAUAUUGAAAAGACCACAUUUUCUGUCAAUAAACCGAUGAUAUUGAAGAAAAUUCGAUGCUGCCGAAUAAGCGAAUAUAAGUCGAAUGUAUACUUUCUUAUGAAGGAACUGCCAACUGAAAUAAAAAUCGUUCAAAUUAAUGAAUCGGUUCCAUCAAAUGAAAAAUGCGUUCUGUAUGAUGGAAACACUCUUCUUAAUUCUUGGGAGAGUACAUGCAUUAAUUUGCAGAAACUAAUUGUAGUGAAACCUGGAUUUAUGUAUGAAGUACAAUUGAAACAAACGCCACCGCCAAACUGCUGCACAGGAAGCUUACUAAAGUCAGAAAUUGAUAUGGACCCGAUCAUCAAUGUACAGUUUCAUCAGGACCCCAUCGAUCCGGUCGACAAAGUUCCAAGAGGAACUAUUCUGGCGCUUCAAUUCUAUCGAAUUUAAGAGUGACUUUUCAUAUGGAAACAUCGAUCGAGAUAUGAAUGUGGGGCUUCUCAUGAGAUUUUAUUGAAAUCAUUUUGAAAUCUAACACCAACAUAUAACUUCAUUUUCAUUUAAUUCUCGGUAGAAGCCUCACAUUCAUUUUCGGACAAUCAUAAUAUUCAUCAAUGAUUCACAACGCACACAAAAAUAAAUAAUUUUCUACCUCAAAAUCAUUUCACUGUAACCCCAUUUCCUAUUCCAAUAUUUAUGAAGAAAAUAAAUCAGAAAAAUAUUCCAAAACAAA
This is a messenger RNA of Contarinia nasturtii (swede midge), 1833 nucleotides long. RefSeq names its product BTB/POZ domain-containing protein 3-like. The transcript is spliced from 2 exons. Gene Ontology annotation, molecular function: protein binding. NCBI's taxonomy places the organism in Eukaryota, Metazoa, Arthropoda, Insecta, Diptera, Cecidomyiidae. Bases 207 to 1550 code for a protein of 447 amino acids. The record is from RefSeq and is a predicted model, not a curated record.